AUGUUCUGGGUGAAGAGAAUUUUCAGGGUGGAUGAGGCCCACCAUCGGGCGAGGCUGGACACACAGGCGACUAGUAAUGGAACUUACGAGCUCGAAAGUGCUCUUCAGCGUGGCAAGAACACUUGUGAUGACAUUCCAAUACACUUGAAGGACGAAACUAAAACAUAUCCGAUCGUCAUAUCCGCGUCACUGGUCCUGAUGAAUGACUCAACAAUAAUCAGGAAGGAAGGCUCAACAAUCGAGCAGACAAUUUCCCUCAACUUCGAGCUCGACUGCGGGCCAGACGAUAUUUGCCACUCGAAUUUAACAACAAACGUCUCGACAACUCUUGGAAAAGGGAACAAGUACAUCAUUGGGGGAGAAAAAACAGUGAACAUUUCGAUAGAGGUUCGAAAUCAUCAGGAGCCUGCAUACGACACCCAACUGCACGUAUUUUUACCGGAAUUUCUCUCCUUGACAAGGGAACCUGCCAAUUGCGAAGAGAAUUUUUUCCCGAAUGGGUCUGUAGAGGUGGUUUGGAAUAUUGAAAAUCCAUUGAGACGUCAGGCUACGUUAACACUCGAAAUAUCCAUGCGUCAAGUUCAAGUUGAGUCAGAGCUUUAUUCCGACUCGAUAGAAAUACCAAUGAGUCUCACAACUCAAAGUGAAAAUAUCAACGACAAAAAAGGGGUUGAUAGCGUGAUUAUUAAUCUUGCGAUUGACGCCACCGUCGAUGUUAACGGACAAGCGAAGGACACUUCUUAUUCGUACUUCAGCGCCUCGGAGGAGAGCAAAAUCGAGAUUAUCCAGUUCAGUCACAUUUACGGAGUCCAAAAACUGGGAGUAACUCCGAUUCAACAAGCUGUUCUGAUUGUCCUCGUGCCCACGCACUUGAAAAAAUCAAAAAAUGAAGUAAUCGAAAUAGCGAGGAUAAACGCAACAACAUUGAAGUACUUUGACUCAACAAAUCGAAAUGACAAUGACUACGUUUGCAAAACCGAAAGAAUUGGAGUGAAUGAGAAGAAAAUUAUUACGAGGGAGUCGAAUAAUUUCACACAGUCUGUAGACACUUCUUUGAGGAAUCGUGCGUUAUUUCUCAACUGCGAUAAUGAUGCAAUUGAUUGUGUUAAUGUCACGUGUCUCAUGGACGUGCCAAGAGAAUCUGUUAAUCCCUCUGUAAUCGCAGAAUUGAAAUUGACGAUUGAUUUGUUGUUGAAAAACGUCCCUGAUGAUUUAACGACUUCGAAAGACAUUAUAUAUUUCAUAUCAAACGGAUCAGUGAUGAUUACUCAUCCAUCGCGAGCUAGUGAAGCGUCUGGAGUGAGGGCAAAAUCAACCCUCGUUGGCACUAAAUUCCUGGGCACACCUGUAGCAGCUCCAGUAGCCAGCUGGGUAAUUCCUGUCUCGGUGCUCGUUGGAAUUCAUCUGCUAGCACUUGUGAUAUUCGCUCUUGUCAAACUGGGAUUUUUCAAGAGAAAACACAAAGAGGAAUUGGAGGAACUCAAGGCAGACUCCGACAAGAAAGAGGGCAUGGUCAUUGAGACUUCAUCGUCAAGGGAGUGCCUCGAUCAGGAUUGA
This is a messenger RNA of Diachasma alloeum, 1557 nucleotides long. RefSeq names its product integrin alpha-5. Lineage: Eukaryota; Metazoa; Arthropoda; Insecta; Hymenoptera; Braconidae. The record is from RefSeq and is a predicted model, not a curated record. The coding region runs from base 1 to 1557 and encodes 518 amino acids. Gene Ontology annotation, cellular component: integrin complex; external side of plasma membrane. The transcript is spliced from 7 exons. Gene Ontology annotation, biological process: cell adhesion mediated by integrin; cell-cell adhesion; integrin-mediated signaling pathway. Gene Ontology annotation, molecular function: integrin binding.